AUGGCAGAUUCUGCAGCUGAAGAUGACAACCGCUCGCAGAAGCGCAGCCAUGCAGAGUAUGCUGAAGAUGGCUCAGACUCCUCAUCGGAUGAUGACAUGGGACCGCAGCUUCCCACCGAGGCCCCGAAGAAGAAACGCCGCGUCUUGCCUUACGAAAAGCUAUACAUCUCUGCGCUGCCAAAGUCUGCUCGAUACUCAAAGUCGCUGAUGCACAAGGAGCAGGUGCUCUUUACUACAUGGACCCCCCUGACCGAGUUCCUCAUAACAUCGUCUGCUGAUGGCGUGGUUAAAUUCUGGAAGAAGAUUGGACAGGGCAUCGAGUUUGUCAAGCAAUUCAAGGCGCACAAUGGCACCAUCACGUCCGUCUCGGUGAGUCGUGACGGACGAAGCUUUGCGACAGCUGGCGACGACGAAACCAUCAAGAUUUUUGACGUCUUCACCUUUGACUUGCUUUCCAUGAUCAACUUGAAGUAUGUGCCCAAGUGCGUCUGCUGGGUUCACAAAAAGGGGGCGUCAUAUCCUCUGUUGGCCGUGUCGGAGGAGACCAAGCCAUUGAUACACAUUUACGAUGGUCGAGGCGAACAGGAAGAUGCGAUCCACACGAUAAAGGGUCUGCACAGGAGCCCAGUUCAUCUAAUGGCAUUUAAUGACGAAUACGAUUGCGUUGUUUCGGCAGAUGAGAACGGCAUGGUCGAAUAUUGGCAGCCUAGCGGAAACUACGAAAAGCCAAGCAAUGUCUUCGAAUACAAAAGUUCGACGAACCUGUUUGACUUCAAGAAGGCUAAAUCUGUGCCGACCUGUCUUACGAUAUCCCCUAACGGGAAGAACCUAGCUGCAUUUUCAUUGCCAGAUCGGAAAAUACGCAUCUUUGACUUUGCGACAGCCAAACUGCAUAAAACCUACGACGAAUCACUGCAAGUGGCUGAGGAUAUGCAACGAGCGGGCACAGCGGCACAGAAACUGGAUAAUGUGGAGUUUGGUAGACGAUUGGCUCAGGAGCGAGAGAUUGAGUCCCAGACUUUGAGAAAUAGAUCAAACAUCAUCUUUGACGAGUCGGGAAACUUCAUCCUUUACGGUUCAAUGGUGGGGAUCAAAGUCCUCAACACUUAUACGAAUCAGGUCGUCAAGGUCUACGGCAAAGAUGAAAACUUUCGCGCCGUGAAUCUGGGCAUGUACCAGGGGCAGCCUCAGAAGAAGGGUAUCGUGUCAGUCGAGAUGGGCGCUUCGAGCAACCCUCUUUUGCAGGAAUCAGAAGCUCGCGAUCCGAUUCUGGUCGCCACAGGCGUGGGCAAAGUCCGAUUCUACAUGUUUACGAAUGAGGAGGAGAUCUCCAAAUCCACGCGAGACGUACAAAACGAGAAGCCUACCGUGCUGGGUGGUAAGGAUAAAGCGCAAGCUGCCAAGAAGGCCGAGACUGGCAAUGCCGCGAUUAUACACACUACAUACGGUGAUGUUCAUAUCCGCCUCUUCCCUGACGCCGCGCCCAAGGCGGUAGAGAAUUUUGUCACACACGCAAAGCGAGGCUACUACAACAACACGAUAUUCCAUCGUGUGAUUCGAAAGUUCAUGAUCCAAGGUGGUGACCCCCUCGGCGAUGGCACUGGCGGCGAGAGUAUCUGGGGGCGUGACUUUGAGGAUGAGUUUAGCAGCUUGAAGCACGACAAGCCUUACACAGUGAGCAUGGCGAACGCAGGCCCUAAUACGAAUGCUAGCCAGUUUUUCAUUACCACGGAGAAGACGCCCUGGUUGGAUGGGAAGCACACCAUUUUCGGACGUGCAACGCAGGGUUUGGAUGUGAUUCACAAGAUUGAGAAUACCAGGACGCACAAGGAGAAGCCGGAGGAGGAUAUCAAGAUUCUCAACAUUGAUGUCAUGUAA
This is a messenger RNA of Trichoderma virens Gv29-8, 1878 nucleotides long. RefSeq lists its product as uncharacterized. Lineage: Eukaryota; Fungi; Ascomycota; Sordariomycetes; Hypocreales; Hypocreaceae. The record is from RefSeq and is a predicted model, not a curated record. The coding region runs from base 1 to 1878 and encodes 625 amino acids. The transcript has 3 exons. Gene Ontology annotation, molecular function: peptidyl-prolyl cis-trans isomerase activity; protein binding. Gene Ontology annotation, biological process: protein peptidyl-prolyl isomerization; protein folding.